ACCAUGUGUUUACUGUGAACAUCAGAAAAUUUCCGAAGUCUUUCCCCGCUAACCCAAUCAUGAGCUGCCUAGGCUUGACCCGAUACGAAGUGAAAGCCUGCAAGGCAUGCCAAUUAUCCAAGAGAAAGUGCACGAAGCAGCAGCCCAAGUGCCGCCGUUGUGACCUUCGGGCCUUGGAUUGUCUCUAUGAGCCUUUACCUAACACCUUUGUCUAUCAAGCUACACAGAAUUAUGGGGGGCAAGCGUCUCCGGCGGGAGUCUCCCCGGGAGCAGAGUCGUUGCAGCCUGGACAAGGUGGCAGUUCGUUUGAGCUGGUAGACAUAGGAGUGGAUAAUCAUGUGCACCACCAAAACACUCCUGGGACUAUCUCGUUGGAAGAUUUGAAGGUGGCUUGGUUUCUUGAUCCAGAUUCUUGGAGGACAGUUCCGAUUCGAGAGUCGAAUCGGGCGCAUCUCACGACGGACAUGAUUCGGGGACUUUUAUAUCAGACAAGAGAUUGGCUGAGCGACUGGAUCCGAACCGGAAGUAACGUGUUUAUACAUCAGGAACUAUACAGAAAUAGUCUUCCCGACUGCAUUGGCGAUGCCUUCACAACACUGUCUUCAUAUUUGUCAAGAUCACCGGAGACCAAUGAGAUGGUGCUUCGGAUCGCAGAGCAGAAGGCUGAGAAGUUAUUGGAAUAUGAGGGCAGCAGAAGCACCGAAAUAAGUAUCCUAGAAAGCCUAAGCCGUGUCCAAACACUUCUGGCUUAUUGCACGAUCCGCCUGUUGGACGGUGAUCUGCGUCAACGUCACAGAGCUGAGCAGCAUCUUGAGACUUUACAAGAUUGGACGAAGGAAAUGAUGUCUGGCGCUUUUCAGGCAACAGCUAGUGGGGCUAUUAUCAUGGAGAACCAUCUCACGAACCGAGGUCCUCAAUAUUUCACAUUACCACUGCUUCUGGGCCAGUUCUCUCCUGAACAACUACUCUGGCAUUCGUGGGUAUUGUCAGAAUCUAUUCGAAGGACAUGGUGUGUAUCCAUGGGCCUUCAGUCAGGCUAUGAGCUUCUGAAAACCGAAUCUGGUCCCUGUUACGGGACCUUGCCCAUCACCACGAGAAAGGGACUUUGGGAGGCGACGUCGGCAUUUACUUGGACAAAGAUGUGUGCAGAGAGCAACAUAGGCUUUAUGUGCAGGAACGACCAUGAGAAGGCCAUGGCGGAUAUGUCUCCCAGCGAUAUUGAUGACUUUGCGCUAUCGUUUCGCCAAGCCUUAAUACAAUGGAUUCUUAAUGACCAGCAGGGUUUUGAGACGUCGCUCAAGUACGAAGACAAUGUGCCCAUUCCAUCUCAAGAUGAACUCGGCUCAAAUGAGGUUCUGGUCAAACUCCAUGCAGUCAGUCUCAACUAUCGAGACCUCGUCAUUGCCACAUCAGAUCAAUUCGGCCCCAUCACCCCACCCAUGGUCCCUCUAUGUGACGGAGCGGGCUCAGUUGAAGCUGUCGGAUCUUCUGUCAAAGACUACAAGCCUGGUGAUCGUGUCAUCACAUUCCCUGCACCGGACGUGGUGGUGGAGAGGGGAAGUGACGCAGAGGUUAACAUGUCUGAUGUACCAACCAUGCUCGGUCUAGGUACCAAAGGAACGCUUCGAACUCAUGGAGUAUUCUCGGAAGGGGCUCUUGUUCAUGCACCGGAGUCUCUUGACUGGCUCCAAGCUGCUACUCUCCCCGUCACCUGGCUCACAGCUUGGAAUGCCCUCUCAGAACUGAGCAAAGAACAGAUUGGACCACACACCUGGAUCUUGGUUCAGGGAACUGGAGGCGUCAGUGUGGCAAUGCUGCAGCUCGCAUCGUCUCUUGGGCUCACUGUCGUGGCGACUACCUCGACUCAAGAGAAAGCGGAGAAGUUGAAAAGGCUUGGUGCAACUCACGUUGUCAACUAUCGCGAAAACCCUACUGGCUGGGGCAAGGAAGCUCGAGCUUUGACACCUAAUGGAGCAGGCUUCGAUAUGAUCGUCGACAUCGGCGGUAAUGAGACCCUCAAACAGUCACUCGAAGCAGUGCGCCCUUAUGGAUCUAUCCAGAUCGUUGGUGCUGUUGCGCAAGACACCGAUGUCGUUCCUUUGAUGGGUGCUCUCAUGUUCACGUGCACUGUUCGUGGGUUUCUCAUGGGAAGCCAGAAUCAGUACAAGGGGCUUGUGCGAUACAUUGAUGAGAGGAAGCUCAAACCUGUAUAUGAUGAUACGGUCUUUGAGCUGGCAGAUGCCAAGGAGGCUUACAGAAGGCUGAAGGAGCAGAAGCACUUCGCUAAGGUCGUGAUCCGCAUCGACCAUGACUAG
This is a messenger RNA of Fusarium redolens, 2315 nucleotides long. RefSeq lists its product as uncharacterized. Gene Ontology annotation, molecular function: oxidoreductase activity; DNA-binding transcription factor activity, RNA polymerase II-specific; zinc ion binding. The coding region runs from base 60 to 2315 and encodes 751 amino acids. The record is from RefSeq and is a predicted model, not a curated record. Lineage: Eukaryota; Fungi; Ascomycota; Sordariomycetes; Hypocreales; Nectriaceae. Gene Ontology annotation, biological process: regulation of DNA-templated transcription. The transcript has 4 exons.